Dermacentor albipictus is the source of this 9123-nucleotide messenger RNA. RefSeq lists its product as uncharacterized. Gene Ontology annotation, cellular component: plasma membrane. Gene Ontology annotation, biological process: protein processing. Gene Ontology annotation, molecular function: metalloendopeptidase activity. The record is from RefSeq and is a predicted model, not a curated record. NCBI's taxonomy places the organism in Eukaryota, Metazoa, Arthropoda, Arachnida, Ixodida, Ixodidae.
GCUCGAGGGGAGCGCGAUCUCAGCGUGAUGCCGAGCGAGCUGCUCCAGCAUUUGUAGGCCUCGUCAACCAGCAUCGCGCUAUCCCUGCACUUCCUCUCGACGCAACCGAAGACUUCGGGUGGCCCUUAUUGCGGCGAGAAGGUACUCUCGUUUCCACCUCCACGCUCAACCAUUCGUUGUCUGCUGCCCUGGGAAAGAAGUUCCAAGAACAUGGCCGGCAAGUCCGACAAGGCGCGCAGCUUGUUAAUGUCAGAUGAAGGCGCGGAAGACCUUCUGACUGCUAAAGACAAUGAAGUGAUCAAGGCGCCCAAGAACAAGCGUAAGAGAGGACGCAAGAAGGACAAGCGAGACAAGCGUCGCGAGCGCAAGGACAAGAAGAAGAGGCCGAACGCCGAAGACACCGAGGGCCUGGAAGAUGUGCGCGAAUUUGCGAACAGAGAGGACGAGUUCGAGAGCGAAGUGGAGUGGUCGCCGGUGUCCGCGCCCAGAUCAACCGAAGACCAGAAGCAAGAGCUUGGCUUCGAGAUAUUCUUCGAUAUGAUGAACGAGGAACUGGAAGGGCUGCGCGACAACAUCGAAAGCCACGAACGCCAGCUGCUGGACUUCGCGGCGCCAUUGGUGUGCCGCAUACCACAGCCACCGAAGCCGUACAUAACGCGGCUGUGCUGCUGCACCAAGUGCUGCGGCCGCUGCUGCGACAUCUAUGGCCACCAGAAGAAAGUACUGCACCCGCCCAUGACGUCAGACGUCGGUACGGAUUCAAUGGAAGCAGAUCUGCUCGAAGAAUCCACGAAAAGAAUCCGCAAGAAGAGACCCUUCACGGUCGACAUGGACUUGGACACGACAAGCUUUGGCUACGGCGGCGACUUUAUGUCGUCGGUGUCUCGCAAAGAUUCCGCCUUCAAGUCUGACUCCGUCGAUAAGGACAGCGAUUCUGACAGCCUGGAGGACUCCGCGAAAAAGAUUCCCAAGGGUGUGAGGCGUCAUCUGGCGGCUACGAGAGUCGUGCGCAAGAAAUCCCAUGGUCUCCGGCAACCGUCCACAAGAAACAACAUCGAUUCCGCAUCAGGCACCUCCACGCCGGCAAGCGAUCUCCUGCGCAAAGCGAGGAUGUCACGCAAAAGUUCUGCGAAGAGACUUUCUCGUAGCCCGCAACGAAAAUUACAGGACAGAGACUCACCACGGGUGUCCACGCAAUAUGAUAUGGAUCGCCACUGGACGAGGCUCCAAGAUUCGACCGAUGUGUUUCAGGGCGCCAAGCCCUCUGACAGGCCUGCCCUUUUGGCAGACCAGGAUGAUAGAAGUGUGUUUGCAGAUGACACAGCACGCACUCUUGGCAGCCUAGGAGAGUCCACUGCAGCUUGGCAAGCACCGGCUAUCAAUUAUGACCCAUUUUCCGUCCAGGCACAAAGCGCUUCUCAGUAUUUCGACUACUUGCCAACUGUAGGCCGCUCCGAGUUAUUGUACUACACAGAUCAUCCCGUAAGCCCUUUGAAGGGGGAAGCACUCCUUAGAGCAGUUCAUUCUUCUCCGAUUGACGUCUACUCUAUGAGAAUGACACCUGACGCUCCAUCGAGCUACGCUCGGCAAGGACCGUUCAACGAGUGGCCGCCUUUUCGACCUCCGCCAGCUCAACCUUACCAGGAUAGGCGCCUUCCGCCGCUCACUGCCGCUGCUUACGACCUUUCCGGGAAGGUCAACAUCAUGACGAGGCAAGCCAAAGACACGCUUGACGCCGCCAAGGUACUAAAGAAAGCUUCUGACAAUGCGCUUCAGACAGCGAUCAGAGAUCAGUAUUUUGAUGGCCGUUUUUCUGACCAGUUGUCCAUGAGCUCCAUGGAACGAGAGUCGCAAGAAAGUCUCAUGUUCCCGAACCGCUCGGCAUACCCACCCCAAGUUCGCACGGAGCUGCCACAGCAGCAAACACUCCUGCAGCAGGAGCAGCAGCAGUCAUUUCCGGAAAGCCGUCCAGUGGCGAAAUCUAUCCUCAAAACUGCAGUUUCACCCAACAGGUCACUUUCCUUCAGAAAUUUAGGCUCCGAGAGAAGUAUCGAGACUUCAUUGGUCGAUGAAGACUGCUCUUUUUUGAAGCCAUCACUGUCAUUGGCAGUGGGACCAAAGAUCAAAACUAAGCCAGCCGAAGCUGAAGCAGGUGGCGAGGCGUCGAAGUUAGAAGGUCGACCUCGAGCACGCUUUGCAAAUCUUCCGACAGAGACGACACCAAAAAAGAUAGGCAUCCGCCGCAGAGGAAGUGUGUUUAUUCACGGGAACCUUCUUCCGGAUGAAGAUGACGAGGGAGACAAGAAAAUUUCUUCCAUGAAAACUACCUCGGACGAAUCUUUUGCAAAGAAGUCUAGCACUCCGAGCGAUACAGAUUGGCCUGCACCGAACGACGUCGACGCUGUCCAACGCUUGAAGCAUUCGAUUUCUAGCUUAUCGAACGUUCAAAGAAAAAGACCGGAAAUGGAUAAUGAACCUGGGAAGAGGCAGGACUUGACGAGCUUUGUUAAUAAGAACGCAGAGGGCGCUAAGGUAACUGUAAAGAAAUUGAGUAGUUUUCUGGUCACCGACAUGCCAGGCGCUCCUGGCUUCGCUGAGAACUGGCAGCGCCGACAUUCCUCCGAGACGAAAAGAGAAAGCGCCCCCAACGGGAAGAACAAGCUCGAAAAUGCCACCAUCACGGACGUUUGGAGGAAACAGGACGUAGUUACUGUUUGCGACAGGUCGACUUGCAUAUCUAGAGAUCGGGCAACCGCAACGCCGGAGCCAUGGGAAAAACCACAGCUGUGCCCUUUGCCACUUCGGCAUCCAUGCAGAUAUCUUUCAACGCUCAGCUUUCUGUCGUCGUGUUCUAAGUGCGCUCCAGAAGACUCUGAAGAAUCUGAUACCUUCGUAACACCGAGGAGUAUGACAAGUGUUGCCAGCUCUUCGCAGACUACACGUUACGGUAUAAAGGAUGGCCUGAGAAGGCCGUCCUUAGAGAGAAGGCCGUCGAAAAGUCUUUCGGAAAAGCACAAGAGGAAGCAUUCCGCGGAUCGUCAACAGAAGUCUUCGACUACUGAGAAAGAGCCUGGUGAUGCUCCUGAGGGGAAUGCCAUUACUGCUGUUGAUGGCACCGAUGCUUUGCGAAACGUUGACGACCUCCACAAAGACAAUUGCAUCGUGACGACGAAGUUGUCUGACACUUUGUUGGACGUUGGACUUGUAACGAGUCCCGUUACCGCGCAUCCGGAACAAAGCGAUGCUAAAGGUAGACGCGCUUCUAUGCAUCGAGAGGGGGAAAGUGGUACCACUGGCAAGCGUGCUUCUGUGUCUAGGAAGGACAACGAAGACUCGAAGAAUACGCCUGCCUCGCCAAAAGCUAAGGAGAUGCGAGCAUCCGAGAGCACCGGAAUGGCACCGACAGCAACGAAACAUCGAAGGAAAAGCGCCGCGAAGACAGAAAUUCAACCGCAGCCUGAAACGAGCUCGAGGCGAGCAUCUCAUGACCCGAAGCCUCGAAAUAACUACGCGAAAGCCGAAGAGGAGGAGAAACACCGCGUGCCUACCGUAGAACCAUUGGCACUGGAGCCUGAGGAGGCAACGCCUGCGCUACGUGACUACCCUGACAUCCAACAAGCCACCGGAGAGAAUCCAGGCAAUGAUGUACCGGCCGUCGAUGGAGAGGAGGAAAUUGGCGAACUGCCCAGUCUUAAGCAAGAAAGUCGCAAAGUGAGUGCCGCAGGCGCCGAGCCAAUAAACGCUUCCGUCAAAAAGAUCAGUACCAUAUACAGUGCACCGACUCACGCCGCCCACGUUGAGAGCUUUCCUGCGCAUAUGGAUCACCAGGAAACCAGUUUUGAGGAAGGUGUUUCUGAGCUCUACGACUUCCAGGAGAACGUUGAAAAUCUCAGCCCUGAGGGUGAAGAAGUCGAAGGACACCAAGUUCAAGAAAGCGUUGAAGAUGAGUACCGUGAGCACGAAGAAAUGCUUUCUGGACAGGACGUGAAGCCAAUGUUCCUUCAAGUACCAGAGCCAGAAGCCCAGCUUGCUGCAGUCGUUUCAAUACCCUUCGAAGGCGACCGAAAAUUCUGGUUUUACAAGGACAGCACGGUGUCCUUAUAUCCAGAGAGCAGUCUCGGUGUGAGUGCCGCGUUUGUUUGCGCAGGCUGGAUAAUCCUUCUGAUGUUCCUCACCGAAAUGCAUCAUGGUUGGUUCGCCGUCCACAGCCCGACCACAACGUCGUCAUCAGCACCAACAUUAUCACACACAAUUCGAACGCAGCCCUAUUCCAUUCCAGAACUUCCAGAGACUUGGGAGCCUCCAGAUAUGACCGUUACAAGUUAUCCGCGCAUCCCGCUUGAAACAGGGGUAGUGCCUCAGAUGGACACGUACUACUGCGCCACGGCGCAUUGCGACAAGGAGGCACGAUAUUUAUCCAGUUUCGUGCUAGGUGACCCCUGCGAAAACUUCUACGAAGACGUCUGCGUCAAUCGUACUCGAAUGUGGCCCCCACCGGCACCAGGUGCUGCGACGUCGACAAACUCGAUGAUGGCGAAACAAAUUCAGGCCAGUGUGCUCCGGUACAUCAAUGACUACGGCAAUAACGACGUAAGGAUAGCGCGCAACCUGCUAAGCGCAUGCGUCCACGAGGCUGAACAGGAGCGAGUCGCCGCCGUGAAGAGUAUGGUCAGUGAACUACUUGGCGUGUCCUGGCCAAUCGACCGGUCCUAUGAGGUAUCUCUUCCCAAUCCCUGGGAAGUGGCUGGAAAGCUUGCCCGAGAAUUGAACCUCGAACCUCUCGCCACUCUGUCUAUCGACGUUCACCCGGAAAAGGCGGGCGUAAUGGUCAUCGGCCUCGAUGAACCCGCUCUCUUCCAACGACGCAGCUCUCCAGGGGUACAUCUGUCGAACCUGAUUACCGCCAGUGUACGGGAGGCGAUCGGAAUGGUGACGGCAGGUCCUGAGGUCGAAGAAACUUCGAGACUAAUAAUGGAAACCAUGUUCACCAUCUGCGACUUUGCCGUUACACCGCCCGUACGGUACUUCGGUUCCGAGAACUACCGCCUGACCCCUCUGGGUGAUAUGGGAACUGCCGUGAAGUUGAUGUUGGACGUAAUAUUCUUGCGCUACACCGCCCUUGGAGAUGGUACAGAAAUACUGGUAAAGUCCCCUUCUUACUUUGAGCGUCUACUAAAACCAAAUGUGUCACCGAGUCACCUCGCACUGCUCAACUACCUGGGCUAUCGCGUGGUCCUCCUUUUCGCGGCGUUCACCUCCUCGUCCGCUCUUCAAGAGGUGCACUCGAUUCUCGUCCACCGCACCACGAGCCUUAGGGACGGCACCAGACUCGACCUCUGCAUCGGUGAGGUGGAACACGUGCUGCCAGCGAUGUACGUGCGGGCAUUCUUCAGGCAAAUAAGAAACACCAACUUUGACACCCUCGCGCGUGUCUGGUCUUCCAAGGUGGAGCAGGUGUUUCAGCGCGGACUCUCCAGACUUUCUUGGUUCCGCAAGCAUGGCUAUGGCUUCGGCGACUCGUUUGACUUACGCCUGGCUAACCACAAGCUGUCCACCAGUCGGAUGCGGUACUUCUAUCCCAACUGGAUCAUGAGCAACGCCAGCUACGCCUCGUACGCGUACCAACUUCAAGCGCGUCUCGAUCAAGUGCGCGGCUCCACCAAGAGCAGCGUCAAGUUAAUGCGGGCUCUUUACGAGGUGCGCUUCGCCGAAAAGAUCGAGCCCUUCGUUGGUCGCCCAACCGGUCGGUCCUUUUCAGUCAGCACACUGGACGCGUCACCGCAGUACGACAUCCAGAAAAAGAGCCUCUUCGUGCCUGCGGCCGUAAUGAAUGUUUCGGUGCCGACAAACGGCUCCAUGUUCGCGUUCCACAUUGCCCGCUACGGCGUCCGCCUAAUAAGGGGCUUGAUGCCGGUGUUGUAUAAUGACUUUGUGUUCAGCAGCGGGCCUUCUGACGAUGCUCCGCUGCUGUACACUGCGGGCUACGACCGUCGGCUGCGGGAUACGGUCAAGUGCCUGGUCAGCGACUACAUGAGGGCGCCGGACAUACUCAAGAGCAGCUUCAUGCGCAGUAUGAGUGACGUCAGCCCCGCAGGCUUUUCGCUCCUGGAGCAGACGGUGGCUCUAAUGGCGGCCUACUGGGCCUUUCAGGAACUCCUUACCGUGAAGCGGGUGUGGCGAUCGGACUUCCGGUUCGCGCAGCUGCCGGACCUGAGCUCCGAUCAACUCUUUUUCCUGUACUACGCGCUCGACAACUGCGAGCGCAGCGACGACUCCUACCGGGCGCGGGCGUUCGACACGCGCUUCGAGCUGCCGCCGGAGGAUCGCGUCAACUUCCCGCUGCUCCAGGUGGACGCCUUCAAGCACGCCUUCGGAUGCCGCGGAAGGAGUCCCAUGGCCACCGCGUCCCAGUGCUCCGUGGCCUUCUGAUACAGCGCCUCGCUUCCAGCAGACCGUUGAACUUCGCGUAAAGUAUACGUGGACACCUGAGUUGAUGUGUGGUUAUAUCUGAGUUGAUAUGUAACUAGUUAAUAUGUGACUAUGCCAAGGACUGUACGAACAGGAACCGCAGGAACCAAGCCUACGCAUGACUGCUUGCGGUUAUAUAUGGUUGCUCUAAUCUGAGCUGUGAACGCUGGGCGUGGGCAUGUGGCCUGGUUAAUUGGGCUGAUGUUGGGGGCAGCUGCUUCGGGCGUAGCUGCUAUAGCGUUCCCGGGGGACAUUCGCUUGAAGGACAUGCAGAAUGCGCACCGCCGCCGUUCAAGUCCAAGUGGUCGCGGUGUUGUACGAGGAUGACUACUGCGAAGCAGUACUUUGCACGCGUUGUUGCCGUUUCAGCGGUGACGAAUUAGCAUCGGUAUUUCAAUUUGGCGUCUAUUACAAUGAUUAUGCUAGCGUUAGGAUGUUUUUCGCUUUGCGCUAUUUUUGCUGUAGUGUCAUAACGAGACUAAACUUUUAGCCAUUAUAAGAUAGGUGCUCCGUGUGUUCGAGAUAGCAAACCAUGACCUCCAGAAUGGCUAGAAUAAGACUCUCAAUCAGAUUAUCGUGCCGUGCAACUGUUUCGAGUGAUCACAGUCAAUUUAGGGCGUCUGCGGAUGCGAUUGUGUGGGUCGCGCUAGGACGAACAUUUACCAUUCUUCGUGUGAGGCCUAUAGAAACGCUGUCACUCAGGACUGCACUAAAAUUACUUGAAUUAUAUUCACAGCAGCCAAAAUGAAACGUUUAAGUGUAGAUAUUAUUGAAAGGACAUGUUAGGUACCGCGUAAAUAGUAAAAUAUUGUCGAAAACUGAGGGAUACAAAAAUGACUGCACCAAAUAGAGCUCUGGAACUGACAACUGGCAUAUUAUGCAUCGCUCGAGCGCAUGCUAAACGUUUGGGAAGGUGACUUCAGCAGACAUCGGUCAACAAAGCACCGCAAUUUCAGGUAUACUGUGAGAUAAAUAAUUUAUAACGAUAGUUUAGCAAUUGUGAUGUAUUCAGUGUUUUAACGAAAUUUUUCACGGCCGAAAUCAAAACCCUUCUUCAAACAAUCGCUGGAACUAAGCUCCUUAUUUUACACUCGUCAAAUCUACAUUUAGAUUAACCCAAUGGUUGCCUAUGAUGAGCUCAUGUUCUUACGUUUCGUAUGUGGGGCCUCGAGCUGAAGCUUCUUCAGAUUUGUCGUCAUGUGUUUCUUCUUAUGCAUACGUGACUAUAUUCUUAGGACGAGAACAAGAGCCACGGGAAGGCAGCUUAUGCACACGACUGCGUCUCCUGUCGCUUUGCUUCCUCUGUGACUGGUACAGAGUCAUUAAUGAUGGUUACUGCAAGCAGCGUGCAGCCUACAGGACUUCCUUGUGUCACCGACGAGCAGCCGGCUUUCAUUCAGACUUUUUUACGCGUGUGGUGAAAAGGGACGUUGUCACCUCAGGAAGCAGCAGUUUGCUACCAUUGUUAUCCUCAAGGGCACACACACACACACGCGCGCGAUCGCUUCGCUUGCUGUGCACUUCGUCGAUAUCGGCGUCGGCUCGCUGGCGCCACCACGGAGUCCCGCGCCGUAUAGACGGAGUCUCGGUCGCAAACCGGCAUCCAUGUUUUCGCUUUGUCGCAGACAGCUUCGGAUAGUCGAACAAGGGGGUGGUGAAGACGGCACCGAUCGACCACGGUAGCUUGGACGAAGGUGGAUUCCUUAUUUUUGACAGGGCAGCCCCUCUUUCUUGCUUGACGUGCAAAAUAUCCGCUGAGUGCCAUUUCUAAAUGCCGUGGAAACAAUUGGGCGCUUCAGCUUGGGCACUGGUGUAUAGUCACUGACAACCUAAGAUUGCAGCGGCAAAUACAUUGUUCUCCAACUUGAACAUAAUUUUCACUGAAGCGCCAGCGAAUUACAUUCGAUCAUUCCGGCGACAUUGCGGCGUCACACAUUCCCUUUUUUUCAGUACUGGCGUCACUCGAGAAGUAUGUCUUGGCGCGCCGAGGCACUGAGCGAAGUUAGUGUGAUUUCGUAGGCAGAGCUUGUAUCGAAUCCGUAGGUUGUCACCGUAAAUAGUUCGCAAUGAAGCCUAAAUAUCAAACCAAGGUCUGGCGCUUCUAUAAAGAUAUCUAACAAAGAACUAGAUCACCAGAUAAAGACAAAAAGAACGUUUUCAAACUGGAGAUCGGCGCAUAAAACUCGAUAGUGCGAUGUGCUCGGUACCAACACUACCUUUCUUCCCCCACACGACAAGUUGCCGUCAUUUUUAAACCUACGAAUCGCAACUCAAGAUUAUUCAGAUCCUGAUUUAAACACUUGAGAUAGCUAAGUUCUGACUUAAACGUGGGAAAGAGAGCGAGAGAGAGGUGAAAAAAGAAAAGGCAGGGAGGUUGACCAGAACGAAAAUCGGUUUGCUGCCCUACAAUGAGGGUGGGGUAGAGGGAGAUAGUAAACUUAAUGAGGAACUCGUACAUGUGUAGUAGCGCUUUUGAUAAGAUUGUCCGAGUUUUCACUUGUGUAUAUAGUUCAGCAAACGGAUUGCUAAUUAUUUAUUUGUUUAUUUAUUUAUUAUUGUAGUAAAUGUUUUUCAGUUAUCAUUUUAUUGCUUUUUCUGCACAACUGUGUUCUGGAUGGCCAAAAAUAAAAGUUCGAAUUUUCCACGGUCAGGGAA